Molecule: messenger RNA, 1712 nt
Organism: Malaya genurostris
Lineage: Eukaryota; Metazoa; Arthropoda; Insecta; Diptera; Culicidae
Product: signal recognition particle receptor FtsY
Exons: 5
Coding region: 349-906 (185 amino acids)
Source: RefSeq, a predicted model, not a curated record
UAUCGUGAAUCACUUCAACGGUGCUGGUUUCGUGUUUUCCAUGUCGGCUGUGGCAGACAGCGUUGUAGCAGUGUGUGACGCAGUGCGGAAUAUAGUGUUGGCGUAGGAAUAGAAGAAGUGGUGGUAGUAAUCCGUUUUAGCCGAAAAGUGAGAUCAUUCCUCCUUUGUGGUUUAUAAGGGUUGUGAAGGAGUGCAGUGGCAGUACCAUUAUCGGGAUUUCUCUGGAGAAGAAAAAGUUGGUCAUCGUCGGUGGCCAGACAGCAGGCGCCUCGGUUCAAUCGAUUGAAUUCCUUACUAAAAGUCACACAGUCAAAUCACCCUCAGAAAGUACUGCUAGAUAUAACUGCAAUGUUUGGCGGAUUUGCGGCCUCCCUGAAGAGCCUCGGCAGCAAGGCUGAGGGGCUCUUCGACAGAAAGAAAAAGGAAGCCCAGGAUAUGGCAAAUGAAAAGGUACAGACAGCCCAAAGUAUGGCCGAAGAACAGGCCAAAAAGACGCAAGAUGCGUUUAACAAGACCAAAACGGACGCGGAGAAUCUGGCAAGUUCGGCCGCUAGCGAGGUUGAAGCGACCAAACAGCAAGCCUCGUCUGCUGCCGAGGGAACCGCUCAGGCUACCGCGACGCUAAUGGACCAUGCCAAGCAAGCUGCCGAGAAUGCCGCUCAGCAAAGCGCCCAAGUGGUCGAGAAGGCCAUCGAGGACCAGAUGAAGGUAGCCGAGGAGAAGGUUGAUGAAGGCAUAAAAAUUGUCAGCCAGGAAGUGGACAAGAAGCUGCAAGAUGCUAACAAGUAUGCUGAUGAAAAGCGGGGAGAAAUUGUUCAGACUGUCAACGACACCGCUGCUAAGGCACAAGAUACGGCCAGUACCACGGCUGCAGGAUUACUGGGUAAAUUGAACCUUGGAAAAUAAACCGACUCAUACACGAAAAUACCCGAAAAUACACGAAAUGCGAUAACUGUUUACUGACUCUCCCAGGAUAUGAUAUUACUAAUGUGUAACAAACGCCUAAAAAAUAGGUGAUCAGCAAAUUCGUCCAAGAUUUUUAAUCGACGUUCGACAAACAAAAUUGUUCUCUGAUGAUCCACUUUAAGCUCAUCUAACUUUAGUUGGUUGAGCAAGUAGAUUGUUUUAGAGCUGUAUUGUUUGCUCAGAAAACUUCGUUACCAACAUUUAACAAAACAUAGUGCAGUUUCAAAAUGAUAGCCAUUGUUAAUUCUCACAAAUCAACAUUAUGCAAUGCGCACACCAACAAAUACACAUGUUGAGCCCAUCAUAAACCACAUAGAAUGAAAUGGCGUCCUUUUCGAACCCCUUGACUUUGAAUCUACGUGGUUUAUGAAAGACCCAUAUUUUACCGCUUAUGAGCGAAAAAUCUACGCUAAAUGGCCUUAAAAUGCGAAUCUCAAGCAAACGUGGUGCAGAAGAUAGAUACAAACAAUAUGAUAUAGAACAACGUAUAUUUUACUUCGAAACGCUAAAUUUAUCUCGCCAAUGUUUUGAAUACAAGUUGUCUAUAAACACACGUAGUGUGAUUUUCAAUCUUUUGAAAUGUUUGAUAUAAACAAUUAUAUAUAUAUAUAUAUUAUAUCUAGUAUGUAAACCAAAAUGAAUGAUAUAUUAGAGCUAUCUUUUGUCUUACAUUAUUUCAAUAAAAUGUAGAUUUUAAUGCACAGUCAAAUGCUGAUGGAAUACGUGAAUAAAUGUUACCAAAAUUA